AUGCGCGUUUGCGCUCCUUUCGCUGACAAGGUGUACGAGAAAUGCAAGGACCUGCCGCUACCCGGCUUUCAAGGCGCCAUUUCUCAGUACUUUAACUCGGGGGAGAAGCUAAUGACGACCCUGUUCGGGAGGGUCGGCCAGGCCUUCGAUGCUAUCAACUACACAGUGGUGGUCACUCCUGUUCUUGAAGGCACCGACAAGUGCUAUAACGGCCCAUUGAAGCUCCCCGACACCAACGUGUGCUGCGACUCGCUCCCCGCCACCAAAGAGUGCCCCAUAUCAAAGCUCAAUGUUACCGCGCACCCCGAAUAUAAGCCUUUCAUCGGCCGGACCAUCGCCGACCCUUCCUGCCGUAAAGCACCAAGCGGCUCUUCGGCGUCGCCUCCUCCCCCCAAGGAGGCUGGACGGCUGGUGCUGGCUUAUAGGGGGGUGUUGAGUGUUUUUGUGCUGGCAGCAGCUGCUUGCCUUGCGCUUUUCUAA
Closterium sp. NIES-65 is the source of this 480-nucleotide messenger RNA. NCBI's taxonomy places the organism in Eukaryota, Viridiplantae, Streptophyta, Zygnematophyceae, Desmidiales, Closteriaceae. The record is from the annotation of a GenBank genome assembly.